This is a messenger RNA of Glarea lozoyensis ATCC 20868, 3468 nucleotides long. Its product is annotated as WD40 repeat-like protein. Gene Ontology annotation, molecular function: protein binding; nucleic acid binding. The coding region runs from base 1 to 3468 and encodes 1155 amino acids. Gene Ontology annotation, cellular component: nucleus; site of double-strand break. Gene Ontology annotation, biological process: proteasome-mediated ubiquitin-dependent protein catabolic process; DNA repair. The transcript has 3 exons. The record is from RefSeq and is a predicted model, not a curated record. NCBI's taxonomy places the organism in Eukaryota, Fungi, Ascomycota, Leotiomycetes, Helotiales, Helotiaceae.
AUGGCAUAUCUUGCUCCGAUCCAUCGGCCUAGCAGUGUACGGCAUGCCAUAAAAUUAAAUCUGCUGGAUCCAGAGAAGGAAUGUCUUGUUGUUGCAAAGGCGAAUCGAGUUGAAAUAUGGGAGCCUACGACAGAGGGGCUGGUGAUGCGCUAUUCGAAAGCAAUUCAUGGCUCCGUUUCGAUGUUUGCAAAGUUGCGCCCCUCCAAUGCCAUUACGGAUCACCUUUUAAUAGGCACGAUACGGUUUCGAUAUUUUACAGUGGCGUGGAACCCAGAAACUCAGCAGCUCGAUACCAUGCAGUCAUUUGAGGACCUUACAGAGAAGUAUAUCGAAGAGUCCAAUACGCAGGAUCGAUGUCUCGUAGAUCCGACGGGGAACUUCUUCAUGAUGGAACUGUACCAGGGAAUCUUGAGCUUGGGGAAAAUCAAACUCAAAUUUAGGAAGGGAUGGGGAAACGAUGACUAUUUAGAAAAACCGGAACAGGUACGGAUCACAGAGUUGAAGGUUCGAGCGUCAGCCUUUUUAUAUACCGAUUCCAAACAACCGAAGAUAGCGUUGCUUUAUGAGGAGGCGAAGGGAAAGAUGCGAUUGUCCACGUAUAGGAUCGUCGAUGAGAAGAUGCAAUUUUCAGCUUUUGAUCCAGCCAGGGACCGGGAAAACGAUAUUGGCGACCUCGAUAUGGAUGCGAAUAUGCUAAUUCCCGUAUCAAAAGGGCAGAGUGAAGAGCGACGGCAUGUCUCCAGGAAUGCAAGUCAAAAUAGAGCACAAUUGGGAGGAGUUAUUGUGGUAGGGGAGACAAUGAUAUUAUACUUGGAUGAUGAGAGUAAAGCUUCGCUGGCAGUGGGUUUGACAGAAGCUGCUGCGUUUGUCGCGUGGGAACGAUAUGAUGACUUGAAUUUUCUGCUGGCAGAUGACUAUGGCAAGCUUCAUCUACUGACAAUAAUUGCGGAGGGCUCGCUAGUAGUUGAUAUUAAGGUUCGAAAACUUCCGGGUACGACAAGCAGAGCCACGAAAUUGGUGUACAUGGGAGAAGGAGUCCUUUUCGUUGCCUCACAUAGUGGCGACUCGCAGGUCAUUGCUCUUAAUUUAGAGGAAGGCAGCCAGUCGAUCACUGUUCUACAAACCAUGCCGAACGUUGCUCCAGUACUAGACUUUGCUGUUAUGGAUAUGGGAAAUCGCGAAGGAGAGGUUCAAUCAAAUGAAUUUUACUCCGGUCAAGCACGGCUAGUCACUUGCAGCGGAGCUUUUGAAGAUGGCAGUCUACGAAGUGUACGUAGCGGAGUGGGUUUGGAGGAUGUCGGAGUUCUUGCAGACAUGGAAGAUAUACGAGAUGUUUUCUCACUACGCUCCAGUCCGACAGCCGAAGUUGAUGAUAUCCUGGUUGUUUCUUUCCCGACAGAAGCUCGAGUCUUCACAUUUGAUAUUGAGGGGCAAAUCGAGGAAGUGGAAGAGUUCAGAGGUCUGUCCUUGGAUCAACCACUUCUGCUAGUGAUGAACCUCCCGAAUGGGUCGCUUUUACAAGUCACCCCCUCAUCAGUCACAAUCCUUGGACAAGGGCCCUCGUUUGUCACAUCUCAAUGGACACCUCCGGCUGAGCAAGUGAUAACGGCCGCUUCAGCAAACUCUGGUCAUGUUUUACUGUCCUCAGAUGGCACCACAUUAGUGUCCUUGGACAUAGAGAACGGCCUUCAAUGUGUAGCGUCACAGCCAUUGAGUAAUUCAGAACAAGUUGCUUGCAUCAGUGUCUCCUCUGAGAUUCCUAAUGUUGGCGUUGUAGGAUUCUGGAAAUCAGGCUCUCUAUCUAUAUUGAGACUGACAGACUUGCAAAUUAUUCAGUCCGAGGACUUGCGGCGGAUGAACAAUGCCUCCAUUCCGCGGGAUAUAUGUUUGACCCAAAUACUGCCGAGAGAUCAAUACGGACCUACAUUAUUCGUCGCUAUGGAAGACGGUAUCGUCCUGACGUUCAAUGUCGACAGUAGUGAUUGCAAACUUUCCGGAAGAAAAGCAAUUGUACUUGGAACCCAGCAGGCACGACUUCAGACGAUUCCACGAGAAGACGGUCUAUUUAAUGUUUUUGCGACAUGCGAACACCCUAGUUUAAUAUAUGGCUCAGAAGGAAGCGUGGUUUACUCGGCGGUAACAGCUGAGGAUGCUGUCUGCGUGUGUUCAUUUAACGGAGAAGCAUAUCCUGGAUGCAUUGUUGUUGCUACACCUGAGACUCUGAAGAUCUCUUUAAUAGACACAGAAAGACGGACUCACGUCCAAACACUACCAAUUGGAAAGACAGUAAGAAGGAUUGCGUAUUCUACGAACGAAGCAGCGUUCGCGAUUGGAUGUAUACACCGAGAGUUAGUGGAUGGAGAAGAAAGGAUUACUAGUAGUUUGGAACUGGUCGAGGAGGUUCUCCUUGGUAACAUUGGCAAGCCUUUUGUCUUCGAUGGAGACCUCGGACCAGAGCUUGUCGAAUGCGUAGUUCGUGCGGAACUACCAAUUGCUCAUGGAGACGGCACAACCGCAGAGAGAUUUAUCGUAGGUACAAGCUAUUUGGACAGCGAGGUGGCUACGACCAGUGAUCAGCCCAACGCCAGGGGAAGGAUAUUGGUUUUCGCAGUGGACACCAGCAAGAAUCUGUUCAUGGUUCAUAGUCGUGUAUUAAGAGGCGCUUGUAGGAGAGUAGCCGUAUUUGAUGAUGGAAAGAUCGUGGCAGCCCUUGUCAAAACCGUAGUGGUUAUGAAAUACCUCGAAACCACCGCCGUGUCGGCAGAGCUCACAAGCUUAGCAACCUACCGCACUUCAACAUGUCCUAUUGACAUAGACAUAAGCGGCAACAUUAUUGCUGUUGCAGAUAUGAUGAAAUCUGUUUCGCUGAUCGAAUACGUUCCAGGAAAAGAAGGAUUAGACGAUCAACUGACCGAAAUCGCCCGUCACCAUGAAGCUUUCUGGUCGACAGCUGUGUUGCACCUAGAAGAGAACAGGUACUUAGAAACAGACAUGGAUGGCAAUAUCAUCAUCCUUGCUCGAAAUCCAGAAGGAGUAACACUCGAGGACCGCAAGAGACUCGUUGUAACAAGUGAGAUAAAUCUUGGAGAAAUGGUCAACAAAAUCCAGAAAAUCAACGUAGAACCUUCACCAAACGCAUUGGUCGUCCCCAAGGCGUUUUUGGCAACCACUGAAGGUUCCAUCUACCUGUUCUCACUCAUCCCACCUUCACACAUCACGCUCCUCACCAACUUACAAACCAACAUCGCAGCUCAUAUCCAGACGCUCGGAGAUAUCGAUCAUGCUUCUUACCGCGCGUUCAAGAAUCAGGAAAGAGAGACUGCUGAGCCCUUCAGGUUCGUGGAUGGGGAGCUCGUGAUGAGGUUCCUGGAUGUGGGAGAGCUGGUUCAGGAGGAGAUUUGUCAGGGAUUGGGGGUGGGUAGUGAGGAGGUUCGGGGGGUGGUGGAGGAGUUGAGGAGGUUGUGUUAG